AUGUUUGAUACUACAGAGGAACAGUUUGACCAGUUCAUCAACAUGGUUGCCCCACUGGUUAAGAAUGUCCGAAUGAUUGAGUACAUGAGGAAAAUUCACCGGAAGACAUCCCCUGCUUUUCUGGAGUCAGUACAAUUUCACAAACUUUUGGAAUCGCAACGAAAACACGUGGAAACGGACAGUGCCAAUAUCUUUGUUCACCUACGCGAGUUCUGCACCGAGUUGAAGGCAUAUCGGGUAGAAGCCAAAAAGCGGAAGUUGGAUAGCGACGACGAGAGAACGGGGACUGACACCAAUGGCGUCGCCUCGUCGCAGAAUGACGACGAACCUGUCUCAAAGUCGUUCAAGGUGAACGAUGCAUACGAUCUCCCCCAGGUAAAUGCAUCCGUGGAAAACACUGCUAACGGCUCAAGUCCAAACGUUGCAAGGGAUUCACUUUGCGAUAGGAUAGAGUCGACGAGUGUGGAAGGAAACCAUGAAGACGUUGCAUCGUCAUCAACUUGUAAUCAGGCGGACUAUGUUGAAGUGUUGCAUAGCGUUGCUGGACCGUCAUAUGCUGCCAUCCGUGUGGAGGCUGCCACUGCGACGACGGGAAAAUCCGAAAAGAAAAAGGUGUCUGAUCGUCAGGUCCGGAAGUUCGAAAAGUUAUUGAAGGUGUGGAACAUGUUGUGCGAGCUGAAGGGAAGAACGUCAGAAACGGGACGAUACAUGGAAAAGCGAUUUCGCUAUGAAGGCAGCCGCUAUCAUGAGGUCAAUCGAUCCGUCGAGCGCUUCAUCAAUAAGAAGAAGAUAUUUCCUGAUUUCCAUGACAUCUGCAGGGUAGUGGACAAGCUGCUGGAUACAGAGAUCAGGAGAUUACAAGAGAAAGAGAUGUCGCUGGAGGAUAUGGAUAGUGAUGCUUCCUAUUACCUGAGAGAGGAACAGCUCAAGAAACGAUUUGUGAAAGGUAGUGGACAAGGUGAGGAAUACGGCUCCUUUAAACUUGACUACGUCAGCGGAAUUUUCUAUGGUGUUCCGCUGAUGUCGGAGAGCAGCUGGCAGUGCGAUGCAGCGACCGCCGCGAUUAUCGCCGCCCGACAGUUGCCCGGCUGCCACCUGACGGACGUUGCCGCGGCGACGGCGGGGGAGGAGGGGGCGGCGGCGAUGGAUCCGGCGGAGGAAAGCGAGGAGCUGAGACAAGCACUGGACAGAAGCGUGUUGGAUAAGUAUGAACAGAAAGAGGUGGAAUUGGGUCUGCAACCCGAGGAGGUGUCGAUAUCUGGGGAGGUGGAUAGCAGCAGCGACGAUGCUGAGGAGAAGGAGGAUGUCGUGGAUGAUGACGAUGAAGACACGGAACAAGCUGACACGUCCAGAGACAGCCAUGCAGACGAGGAUGAGGAGGAGGAGGAAGACGGGGAGGUGUCUGAAUCAGAGGAGGAGGACAGCAGCACGGGUAUUGCCGGCAUUGACUCUCAGUCUGCGGAAGAUGAGGUAGAGCAGGAGGAGGAGGAGGAGGAUGAAAGUGAACUUGAGGAAGAAGCAGAAGAUGCGAUGGAAGAGGAGGAGGCAGAGAAAUCGGUGUCCGACGAUAUUGAAGGUACCAGUAACGACGUAACUGCGACGGAAGAAAAUCCGCACGCAAUCGGUGUCGAAAAACUCACCGCCGCCACCAGCGAGGAUUCCACGGAGUUUAGUGGCAGCGCCUCCUGUCAGCAGGUGCCCACUAAUUACAUCGCUAACGCAGAUGUUCCCAGUGGUGCCACCUCUGGGCAGUGCAGGACAACGACUGCCGGCAGUGCAGAGGAAGAGUUGGGGGGCGCCACUAGUGGAAGCAGCCAGAACGGCGGCGAGGUAGCGACGGUGAAACAUGAGAUCGCCACCAGAGGGCGCAGCGGUAGUGACGGCGAUGCGGGGACGUCGAUGUGCACUUCCGAUCCCGCGGAGAAUGCCACCAGAGGGCGCAGCAGGAGUGACGGCGACGAGGAGACGUCGCCGUCCUCCCCAGAAGCCAUGCCCAUCAUCCUUCAGGAGAUGCUGAGGGCGGAUCAGAGCGAGGCAGGCGGCGGCUCCCGACGCCCGCCAGUAGGUGGCACCACCGUCGAAGUCAUCGAACUGCUGGACAGCGACAGCGAUGUCGAGUCGAACGAGGUUCGCCACGAGGGGGCGCCGGCGGGCGUCCGCGCGGCGCGACCGGAGUCGGAGCGGACGUCGGCCGCCAGGUAG
Molecule: messenger RNA, 2202 nt
Organism: Priapulus caudatus
Lineage: Eukaryota; Metazoa; Priapulida; Priapulimorpha; Priapulimorphida; Priapulidae
Product: death domain-associated protein 6-like
Exons: 10
Coding region: 1-2202 (733 amino acids)
Molecular function (GO): histone binding
Source: RefSeq, a predicted model, not a curated record